CUGUUCUUUAUAAGUAGAGAGACAUACAUACAGAGACAGACAGCAGUACACAGCCAGCUGUGGUAAUGGUGAUGUCACUGCUGAGGAGUUUGCUGUUGUUCUACUUCUCAUUCAAUGAAUUGACCACAGCAGCAGAAGCCAUUCUCUGGGUGAAUACGGGGGAGAAGUUUACCAUGAAAUGCUCCACCACUCUAAAAGACCAGGAAGGAAUGUACCUGUAUGUUGGGCUGGACAGGGACAGGGAGGUGCUGUAUUACUACCAGCGUGACUCCAAGCUGACCCCCAGGAAACGCUACUGGGACAGAGUGAAGACUGAGGGACCUGUGGACCAACUGACCAUCACCAUCAGUAACCUGACCAUAGAGGACACAGGUGUCUACUGGUGUGUUUACACAAAAUUCAAUGAAGCCACAUAUGAAAAUGACAUCAACCAAGGAAGAGGCUCCACUCUGGUCGUGGUGAAUGGUAGAUACGAUGCCCUCCAGCUGCCAUGCUCCACAGCUACUGCAGUAACACUGACCCCCUUUCACCCAGUCAACGAGAAGCCAUGCCCAUCCGGCGUGGAAAGCAUCAUCAUCAUCAUCAUCAUCACCAGCAUCUUGACCACCCUGAUAUGUGCCGUCAUCUUCCUCGUCUGGGUCGCUCCACUGGUGAAGAGGUGCUGUAACCAGGGAGGAUACACAGCACAGGUCUUUCCUGACUCAGUCUAUGAAGACAUGGCCCGGAAUCACAUUUAUCCACCAGGCACACAGCAGGUAGAAUCGUACCCCUAUUCUGUGUCUACCAAAGGAGGAAGUAGGACCACUGUGUAGCUUCUUCAAAUGCUUUUUCUGAAUAUUGCUUCUUUACUUUCUCAGAAUUGACAAACCUGUUCUGCUGUUUUUCGCAGUUCUAGCCUCAAUGCAAGUCUUAUUGGUAAAUUGUUUGUAUGUGUGUGCGUCAUACCAUGCUUAUGUGUGUGAAUAAAAUCUCUAUAUGGAUAGUAUUCAUAUUUCAACAAAAGAGGGAACAUCCAGUGUUAUAUUCCAGUUCUAUUCAACUAUAUUCUUACGGGGGCCAGAUGUAAAAAAAAAGUUCAUUGCAGGGGGGCCGGACAUUUUCCACACACACCAGUAAAGCACUUUUCUUCUAAUGAAAUGUUGCUAAAAGUAGUUAGGGAAGAAGUGGAAAGUGCUCGAUCAACGUGAGUUGAGGUGCAACCAAACAAUGUGGUCCUCAGUGAAAAGAAACCGGCUCAAUGCUUGCUCCCCAUUUGAACUAUUGAAAGAGUCUUUAAAGUAAUUAGGUGAUUUGAAAAUCAUCUGACAACUAAAGCAUCUCAAUAAAUAACAGACAGCAACCAUAGUGCUUUUCAUUUCGGCACUGAACGUCGGAGUUUGGUGCCGAUCUUUUGUGAAUGUUCAGAAUUGAUCAGGGGGCCAGUCUAAAUUACUGAACGGUUCGGAACUGGCCCGCUGCCGCCAGUUGAAUAUCCUUGUUUUAGUCCAUAAGGUGCACAGUUGAUAGCGAUGGAGGCCUCCCUAUAACUUUUUUCAAUAGAUCAGGUAAUAAGAUUUAUAUUGCUGUUUUUUUUAGUGUUUUUAGGUCACUGGACCACUCAUCAAGCUGUUCCUGUGCAUGUUGUCUGCACACAAAGUCAAAAGAGCUUCAAUGUUAAAAUGAGAACAUUUUGUUAAGACUUUUAUUAUAUUUUAUCAUAGGUACAAAUAUUUUAGCUGCCUAAACUUUCAGGUACAUUAGGAUAUAAGCAAUUUGUAUAAUUACAUUUGAUUAAUCUAUGGUUUUAGUUGAGAUAGCUAGUAGGUUAAACCAUAAUGGUCUGAGUACAUUGUUUUCAUGCUGGUACGGAGUAACGAGUGCGUCUUGUGGUUGGAAAAACUAUUUUUACCAAGUGACAUAGUAUUUGUUUUACACUACGAGUCACUGUUUUUUUAAACUUAUUUUUCAACUUCCUAACAGCUAUUUUCACUUUAAAUAGCUGUAAAUGUGUUUUGCAUUUUUUUUAAAGGAAGAAAAAUAUUCUCACCAUUUUACAUUUGAAUCAAAAUAUUGAUACAUCAUUGAUAGUCAUGUGAUAUUCCACUUGUGUAUGUCAUGUUUAUGUUGUAUUUGUGUAUGUGUUUCUGGCAUGCAUUGGUGAUGUAAAGCUACAUUGCUUACAGUAUCAAUCGAGGAAAAGUUCAGACAGGAAACCAGAGUAUUUGUAUCUGCUGAUAUUGAACCAAUUAGAUUCACUCUACCGUAAUAUGGCGGUCUAUUUAGUUAACCAGGUAAUGCACAUCAUUUCAUGAUGUCUGCUGCACGCAAGCUAUGCACUGGUGUUCUUGGUGACAUGCUAUGCUGUAACAUGCGGUACUCACCCUGCAUGUCUGCUUUCUGACCACCCACCCCAGACUCCACCUGUUUGGGCACUGCUUUUGUUUCAGUCAGGGAGAUUGGUAUAGCAUACUUGGCUCUCUGUUUGUUAUUAUGUUAUCAUUAUGCAUGCUCUGGCAGUGAGCUACCCCGAAGGAGCAGAGCCUAACGCCAAGAGUAAAGUAUUGACUGUAUUGUAGUCUUUUUCUAAUAA
Oncorhynchus mykiss (rainbow trout) is the source of this 2569-nucleotide messenger RNA. RefSeq lists its product as uncharacterized. The record is from RefSeq and is a predicted model, not a curated record. Lineage: Eukaryota; Metazoa; Chordata; Actinopteri; Salmoniformes; Salmonidae. Gene Ontology annotation, molecular function: signaling receptor activity. Gene Ontology annotation, biological process: adaptive immune response. Gene Ontology annotation, cellular component: membrane.